Ananas comosus (pineapple) is the source of this 3024-nucleotide messenger RNA. RefSeq names its product pentatricopeptide repeat-containing protein At5g47360. The coding region runs from base 8 to 1000 and encodes 330 amino acids. NCBI's taxonomy places the organism in Eukaryota, Viridiplantae, Streptophyta, Magnoliopsida, Poales, Bromeliaceae. Gene Ontology annotation, molecular function: protein binding. The record is from RefSeq and is a predicted model, not a curated record. The transcript has 2 exons.
CCGCCGCAUGCCCGCCCACUUCGCCUGCCGCCCCGACACCCCCGCCUUCAACGCCGUCCUCUCCCUCCUCGCCGACGCCCGCCGCGGCCCCGCCGCCGCCGCCCUCCUCGACGACAUGGCCCCCCUCGGCGCCCGCCCCAACCUCGCCUCCUUCGUCGCCGCCGCCCGCGCCCUCUGCGCCGCCGGCGACCUCCCCGCCGCCCUCGCCCUCCUCCCCCGCUUGCGCGCCCACGGCUGCGCCCCCACCGUCGUCCUCUACACCGCCAUGCUCGACGGCCUCUGCGCCUCCGGCGACCCUGAUGGGGCCGCGAAGCUCCUCGCCCAAAUGGAGCAGCAGGACGAGGGCCUGCCCUCCUCCGUGUGCGCGCCGAACGUCGUGACCUACACCUGUUUGAUCAAAUGCCUCUGUGAAAACAACCGCUUACAAGAAGCACUAGCUCUGUUAGACCGAAUGGGGAAGUGCGGCGUCCUCCCCAACCAAGUCCUCAUCCGCACCCUCCUCAACGGCCUCUGCGCCGGGGGACGCGUCGAUGGCGCGUACGACCUCAUCAAGAAUGUGGUUGGCGCCGGGACCAUUUCCAGCGACAGCUGCUACAGCCUGCUUGUGACCUGUUUGAUAAAAAUCCACAGCCUCGACGAGGCCGAGGGGCUUCUGAGAAAGAUGAUAGAGAAGGGUAUAAAGCCGAGCGGGUUGGCUUUUAAUUCGCUUGUAAGAGAGCUAUGCAGGAAGGGGAGGAUAUUGGAUGGGUAUAGUUGGGUAGAAGUGGUGGAGGAGAAUGGAUCGGCGGAUUCAGAUGUGUAUUCUAUGCUGCUGAAGAGGUUGUGUGAAGAGGGCUACGUGAAUGAAGGUACGAUGUUGGGAAGAAAAAUUGUUGAGAGGAAUAUUCACGUCGAAGCUGAUUGUGUUGAGCAUGCUGUCGAGGUGUUGAGGAAGGUUGGAGAGGAGGAAUUGGCUUCAAAUAUUCUGGAGUUAACAGAGCUUCAGGUGGUUCAGUUUUGAUUUUGUUGGAGGAGAUUUGAGAUCUAAUUAACUUGCUGCUGCAGGUUCCCAUUUUAUGAAGGAUGGAGAGCCUUUUAUCUUGACUGUUGGGAAGCGAACAAAUAUAUACGGAAUGAUCUCUUUCUAAUUAUGUUCCUGCUCAUCAGCUUGUUAGUUGUUUGCAGUUCGGUGUUCGUAAUUAUAAAUUUUUGCUUCAUCUGCUUGUUCAUUUUGUCUUAAUAUUGCAUUUGCUCUAUAAUUUUCCAUGCAGUUCCCUUUUUUUUUUUGUUUUUUGUUUUUAACUGUUCUUCAUCUUCAACUUUUCCGCCUUUCUUCUUCUCUUUGUAUUGUAUUAUACGCUGAGGCCUCACUAAUGAGUACAGGCAAGAUGUUUGCAAAAAUGUCUGAAUGCUUGCCGUACAUGUUGCCGCUGUUGUUUUUCUUCCCAGAUGAAUAUCAGCAAUUGCAAUCUCUUGCGUCAAACUCCCUCCCUCCGCUUCUGUAUUAGGCAAUGAUGAUUCAAGAGACUAUUGUUUGGGAGGACUGAUGUUGGUUAUUAGCUUACUAGGAAAUAUCUGAUUAUGGCCUUUUUAUUAUAUUUUAUCUAUUUAGAGAUCCGUAUGCAGAGCUUCAAAUGGCACAGCAGCAUGGAUUACCUCAAUGGCAACUACUGCAAUCUUUGAUUCUUCAGUCUAAUUUAAUUUUGAUGAGAAGAGAAAAGAGGAAUGCGUCUCUUUGCUUCAUCAAUUAAUAACAAAUCUGUUUGAGCCUUUUAUCACCUUAUUCUUAUCUCCUUAUCUUUAUCAAUUAAUAUCAGCAAUUGAUGUGCUGUAACUUUUUUAAGAAUUAUUUUGUUGCCGUCUAUACUUUUAGUCAAAAUUCUUUGCCCUUCGACCACAUUAGAAAUUUGCUUUAUGCAAAUUAAGGUAAAGGUCUUCCACAAAUUUUCAUUUUCUCCUACAAUUUUAGUUGUCUGGUUUUUGGAUGCCAACAUAUUUAGUUUUCUUAGUUAAAUCGAGGAUGGAAUUUUGGGCAAAGAAACACCAUAAUAUGAUUGUUCUUUGAAAUUUAACGUGACAAGGUACGCAUAGUUCAUAUCAUUUAUGAUAUUUAUGCUUUGUUUUUUAAUAAUGCAGAGUUCAUGUUUGAUUUGAUUGCUUGGGCUUUUUGAUGCAGGUACCAUCACUUCUAAAGUUGAUUGGGUGUCAAAAGACUACCGUCGGUAGCUUACAAGAUAAGAAAUUACUGUUUGCCUGGCUGAGGUAACGUCUUAUCAUUUUCUUGAUGAUAAUUCUUAAUAAUUAACUUCUAACUCGGCAGCUAAGGUUCUUGCCUUUCUGACAACUAGCUGUCUGUAGAAAUUUUUUGAUUCAUCAGUCGGACUAUAGGCAAGGUGGUGGAAAUAAUUAAUUUCUUUUUGCUCUGAUUUUUUACUUCUUUCCCCCCUAAUGCUUUGAUGUUUUUUCCUUGCUGUUUAUUGUUGUGGUGUUUUUUUGUUUUUUUGUUUUUUUUUCCUUUUUUUUGCUGGAGUCCCAAACUGGGACUGGCAGGAAUGGAAAUGGUAGAAACCUAAACGGAGUGGAUUCGCAUUGAUUGGCAAAGUGGCACUCCGAAAGCAUUGCAUUUAAUGGAUAAAGAGACAAUAGGUUCUAAAUGUUCUAAAGGCUCUAUUAUAGGUUCUAAAGUUUGCCGGUUCAUCAGAUUCAUUGGUUUAUAAAUAACUCUCUCGGUAUUGUGGAGGCUGUGAUGUUGGGGCUUCUUUAUAGUGAAGGUUGGAAUAUCUAAAAAAUGAUGAUUAGUCUAAGGCACCUUGACUACCUGGGCCUUUUUCUUUUUGCUUAAUCUUUCCCUCUGAUAAAUUGCCUCUUUGCUAGAAUUUUUCAAAAACGAUAAUUGCUCUACUAAGGCAUGGCGUGUUGGCCAUUUUUCUGGUAAUCCUCGCAGCCUGUGUACUUCGGAAAUUGUUAGUAGCUUUCUUUUUCACGCUGUAGAAUAUUGGAUAUUUUUUCUAUUGAAUUGGGUAAAUAAUUAUGUAGUUUUGAGAA